Molecule: messenger RNA, 1608 nt
Organism: Cuscuta epithymum
Lineage: Eukaryota; Viridiplantae; Streptophyta; Magnoliopsida; Solanales; Convolvulaceae
Source: the annotation of a GenBank genome assembly
ACGGAAAAUUCAUUUUGUCAAUCUCUCUAAUUGCCUCACUCUAUUAUUUCUAUUUGCAGUAUUAGUAAUAAAGUGUUUAGACCACCUCAUAUACAAAUCACUUGUUCGGUGUUAUGUUAUCAGUAGCUAAAAUACACCGCACGCCUUCUUUUUAUCCCAAAAGUUCUAUCUUGUAACCCGGUUACUGUGAUAAGGGUAGAUAGUAAACGUUUAGGAAAACGUAUUUAAUACGUGACUAGAAGUGAUAUCCGGUCCAACCAUAUUUCACAUCCUUAUAUUUCACUAUUUUCAUCCUCCUGUUCUAACAAUCUAAAAGUUUACUAGUCCGAAAUUAUGGCCGCUACUCUACGUGAUAUCAACACCAAUUUUCAAAAAUUGGAAAAGUUCGAAGGUGUGGAAUUUCGAAGGUGGCAGAAAAAGAUGCAUUUUCUGCUCACUACUUUGAAGGUCGUCUAUGUGUUAAGCACCCUGAGGCCGCCCGAGGAUGAUGAAAACGAGGCUUUGGAAACAAGCCGCCGCCGCAUAAAGUGGGACAACGACGACUACAUUUGUCGUGGGCACAUUUUGAAUGGUAUGUGUGAUUCUCUUUUUGAUGUGUAUCAAAAUGUUGAAUUUGCUAAAACGUUGUGGGAAUUGCUAGAAUCCAAGUACAUGACCGAGGAUGCUUCGAGUAAGAAAUUUCUCAUUAGUAACUUUAAUAGUUACAAAAUGGUUGAUUCCCGUCCGGUCAUGGAACAAUUUCAUGAAAUUCAACGUUUAUAUGAUCAACUUUUGAUACACAACAUGCAUGUAAAUGAAACCUUUGCGGUCGGUUCUAUAAUCGACAAAUUACCACUGUCAUGGAAGGAAGUGAAAAAUAGCCUCAAACGCAAAAAGGAGGAUUUGUCAAUGGAGCAACUUGGUCGCCGACUUCAAAUUGAAGAAGACAUUAAGUUGCGUGAAGGUGACAAUGGUAAAAAGAACGACCUUCCGAUUUCCUCUAUAAAUGUUAUGGAGGAGGGACAAUCAAGUGGGACUAAGAAAAAAAAAAGGUCCCGGGAAAUUCACCAAAGGUUCCAAGUUUCAAAAGAAGCCGAAAAUAAGAAAGUAGGCUCUUGUUGGGAAUGUGGUGGUCCACACUUCAAGAGGGACUGUCUGAAGGUGAAGAAGAAGAAGAAGGCCCAAUCGAACGGUCAUCCUAACGGUGGCCAAGACAACCAAGGAUGAUGAAUCCUGGUGGAUCGACACCGGAGCAACAAGGCAUGUAUGUAAAGAUAGGCAAGCUUUUAAGACUCUCAAAGAGUUGCAAGAUGGGCCGGUCUUAUACAUGGGAAAUGAUUCUACUGUGCAAAUUCAAGGAAUUGGGCAAGUAGAGUUGGAAUUAACUUCCGGAAAGAAAUUAAUUCUUAAUGAUGUGUACUUUGUACCACAAAUCCGGAAAAAUCUUGUCUCUGGUGGCAUCCUAAAUAACUUUGGGUUUAAACUUAGCUUUGAAGCAAAUCAAUUUAUUUUAUCUAAGGGUGGUGUAUUUGUAGGCCAAAGUUUCUUUUGUAAUGGCAUGUUCAAACUAAGUGUUGUAAAUAAAGUUGUUAAUUCUGUUUAUAUGGUUUGUGAUUCUUCUUUGUGGCA